GUUACUGUUGGCAGCAGAGGAACAGCAUCAGGAAUUGCUAUUGGCAAUUACUUGACUGGCUCAAAACUCAAGUAAGGCUCCAGUUUGCAUUGAAAUAAUAGUUAUUUAUAUUCAACCAUGCGUUUGCUUGGUUAAAAGAGAUAUUUGUGCUUUGCUCAAAAUGUGAUCAGUUUUCUAUGGAUUAUGACUGAAAAUGCCAAUUUUCUGUAUUUUUUUUUUUUUUGGUUUUGGAAAAUUUAUCAUAAGGGUUGAUAUAGAGCCUUCAAAGGCAAAAUUACUCCAUUUUUCUGACCUGUUUUCACUAAUAGAGGUAGUGUUCCUGGCUAAGCAACGUAAUAUACUGUAAAUUAAAAAAAGUACAAAAUGAAAAUAGAGUAUAUAUAGAAAAAUAAUUGAAGCAAUGUAAAUUAAUGUUUUAAUUUUUAAGGCAAUGAUAGUGGACUACUUGGUAAACAGAAAACAACAACAAACAAACAAAAAAAAUCAAUGGCCUUGAAAGGCAGUAGUUAAGGCACUUUCUAGUCAGUCAAAAAGAAAUAAAGAAGGAAAAGCAAAGCAAAGCAAACUGUCCCCAUUGCAAUUCAAAACCUAUGUUUGCUUUUCUUUCUGUUUUGCUUCUGUUCUUUUGUUGGGAAAAGUGAAAUUUUGAAUCUUUAUGGCUCGGCCAGUAAGAUUUGAAAAAAAGUUGUGGCUAAUUAAAGAGAUCUACUGCUUCUUAAUGAAUUAUUCAUGAGUUUACAGUUGAUAGUUUUGAUCGGCUGAACUUCCAGUGGAGGAGAGGCUCCCCUCAGAGGGGGCACCAUUUUUUAGGCUUCAGUAGGGGCGUAGCCAGCCCACAGACCAGUAGAGCUGGGCCUACAAAUUUUGAUCACUCUACCGUGUGUAAUAAACAGUUUAACUAUGCAUUGUUGGGGUGAGCUAAAAAGCUUACGAGCUCAAAGUGUUGGUGAGGUCAGUGCGUACGAGCUAUGCGUGCAAUUUUCAGGAUGUGUGGAAAUGACAGUCAGCCAUGCCUAAAACUAGUCAAAAAGCUGGCUACACCCCUGUUUUGGUACAGUGUAUAAGAAAACGUAGGAAUUUCGAGUAUACAAAAAAAUAGGGAAAUCGGUGAUUUUGGUCUCGCUGUAACUAAGGACCAAAAGGGCUGACAUAUGCAUUAUUUUUGUGGCUGUGAAAUAGUUGAGAAAAUGCUCUGGCUUAGUGGUUUAUUCAUAUGAAAAGACAGUGAAUUUACAGCAGCUAAAAGGGUCGCAGAGUUCUAAUCUAGGUGUGUGAAAGGGGUACCAUUUUUCAAUAGAAGGUAUACGAAAGGGGGACCUUUUCUGUAAAAAAUGGUGUAUAAUGUAAAUGGUAAGGGAUUGGACCUUCAGGCAAAGCCUCUCCGUAUAUAACUUUGUAAAAAAAAAAAGGAGAAGAAAAAUUUUGCCUCUUUUUAACUUUGUAGAUGCCAUGCAGUUAAUGUGUCUGACAAUGCAGCUUACUUUUACAAUAAAAUCAAUGAAGACCUUAGGAGAGGGGGAAUUGACGUUAGAGCAGAGGAUAUUAUAGAUAUUAUUGAUGGGUAUAAAGGAGGAGAUUAUGGUGUGUCAACUCAACAUGAACUAGGUAGGUAGGACUGGGGGAAUUGAUGUCAAAGCAGAAGAUAUUAUAGAUAUUAUUGAUGGAUACAAAGGGGGAGAUUAUGGUGUGUCAACUCAACAUGACCUAGGUAGGUAGGACUGGGGGAAUUGAUGUCAAAGCAGAAGAUAUUAUAGAUAUUAUUGAUGGCUACAAGGGGGGAGGAUAUGGUGUGUCAACUCAACAUGAACUAGGUGGGUAGGACUGGGUGAAUUGAUGUCAAAGCAGAAGAUAUUAUAGAUAUUAUUGAUGGAUACAAAGGGGGAGAUUAUGGUUUGUUAACUCAACAUGAACUAGGUGCACGCUUGUUAGGACUGGCUAAAUUGUUUUUCAAGCAGAAGGCGAUAUUGUUGACGGAUGCAAAAGGAGUGUGAGUAGGUGCAUUCAACUGCUCACGGGAUUGGUUGGGAAAACAAUGAAUAAACAAAGUUAAGAAUAGACCUUAGCCCCGAAACAAAAGAGCUGCGACAUAUCGAGGUACAACGAAAUUUAAUGCUCAAUCGAUAUGAGGCAGGUGGGUAGUCUGGUGGUCAAACAGAAGAAGUGUUUGAAAGGGGGAUCCAUUUGUGCACACUGUUAAAGUUGCUUGGUAAAACAUUACGGAAUAAUGCACACUAGACUGUACCUGCAACUCCCAAAACAUCCCCCGCUAUCCCUGACUCUUCUCAUAGGUUUGCCACUUAGUUUAAUUCGAAAACAUGGGCAAUCUUUCUGGCUCCUUCAAUUCACAUGACAUACAAAUUACAAUACAACUGAUUCCAGCUAAGUCUUUGGCAAUAUUUCUCUGUGACGUCAUAUAUUCUGUCAUGUUACCAACUUCAAAGACUUUGAGGGGAAGAACUGACUGAGUCACUAGUAAAAUACAAUGUAGCAAUUGACUGAGACGUUUGGUGUGACGCAAUAAGAGGUGUGCGUUGUAUUUUGUUUUCAAAUUGCAGAGAAUAUUAUUGAGAUCUCAAGAACAACUGGAAUAUUGGUAGAUCCAGUGUACAAUAUAAAGGCAAUUAGAGGAAUGUUCACAGAGAUGAAGAGUAAUCCUGGUAGAUUCAAAGGAAAAAGAGUACUUUACAUCCAUACAGGUACAAGAUUUCAUCACUAUCUUCCUCAGUCUGACUGGGGGUUUAAUUUAGGCUUUCUGUCUUUGUUGAGAAGCAUGUUGUAAAUUCAAUAAUUCACACUCCCCUGUCAAUAUGCUACGCGAAAUACAAAUUUUAUACUCGUUGUCAGUCUGGCGAUAGGUAUACCCCCGGAGGUAAGGAGGUAUACCUAAUGCUAAUGUCACUAAUUGAGUACUGAAAAACAAAAAUGCAUACUGUAUACUUGCUUACACUGUACAUUGACCUAAGAGAUAUAUGACGGAAUCCGAAGAGUCCAUUGGAUACUAAUAAGUGCUGUUUUUAGAUUUCUUAUCUCGCUAUAUUAGCUGUGUUCACAAACGUGCGCAGUCCAACAUGGCAGUUGACCUCCGUGCCAUAGUUUCCUUAUAUUGUUUCUCACAGCGUCCAAGAUUCUUCAGCCAGUUAAACUCUCCUCGCCAAACACUCCGUCGACCUCAUUCACCACCCCUCUGCUGUAAUUGGUUGAGAGUAUUUUGGCGCCACAAAUGGAUCUAUAAAUAGCCUGAAAAUCUACCACGCUGGGCCACCCGGGCCUUACGAUGUAUAUGACAGAUAUGCGCCCCUAGCGAAUGGCUCUUGUUAAUGAUGCCAUUUUUUUAUUUUUCAGGUGGGGUGUUUGGUUUGUAUGAUGGCAGAAUGGAUUCACUGAUCACGCAGUCUGCAGAAGGAACAAAGCAGGUCUUUUAUUGGGGAGAUAUCAAUGAUUCUUUACCGUGCUAA
Molecule: messenger RNA, 3455 nt
Organism: Porites evermanni
Lineage: Eukaryota; Metazoa; Cnidaria; Anthozoa; Scleractinia; Poritidae
Source: the annotation of a GenBank genome assembly